AUGACUCACGAGUCCGUUUGGUACAGCCGGCCCCGCAAGUUCGGCAAGGGUUCCCGUUCUUGCCGUGUCUGCUCCCACCGCGCCGGUCUGAUCCGCAAGUACGGGAUGAACAUCUGCCGUCAGUGCUUCCGUGAGAAGUCCUCUGACAUCGGUUUCCACAAGUACCGUUAAAUCGAAUCUUCUCUCCAUCCCCCAUCAUCAUCGAUCCCAAUUUUUCCGUUAUUCACGACGAUGAUUCGUUAAAAACGUGCUCGUGGCGCUUUCGAUUCUCUCAUUUCACAUUACCACCCAAUAUCUCAAAUUUACCAACGAUCCCCCACAAUUACCAUGUCGGGGGAUUAGCGGAGGAAGAAAGAAAUACAGGGGGGGAUAACGGUAGCCUCUUAUAUUCUUUUACCAGUGUGCGUGUGUGUCUGUGAAAUCGAAAACGCAAAUGAAAUCCGAAACCCGGGCUUGAUUUUCAAUGGAAUGAAAUAAAAUGGUGUUUUUUCUUCAUUUGUUCAUGGUGGAAUUUCCUCUUUAAUCUUUUUUAGGUGUGAUUGAGGAAGAGAUGGGAUUUGACUGGGUUAGAGACGAGAGAGGGGGGUGGGCUUAGGUUGUUGGCUGGUGUGGACGGUAUUUUUCCUAUGGAAUUGAGGAUCUCUUGAUAAU
Aspergillus piperis CBS 112811 is the source of this 651-nucleotide messenger RNA. RefSeq names its product 40S ribosomal protein uS14. NCBI's taxonomy places the organism in Eukaryota, Fungi, Ascomycota, Eurotiomycetes, Eurotiales, Aspergillaceae. Gene Ontology annotation, biological process: translation. Gene Ontology annotation, molecular function: zinc ion binding; structural constituent of ribosome. The record is from RefSeq and is a predicted model, not a curated record. Gene Ontology annotation, cellular component: ribosome; cytosolic small ribosomal subunit. Bases 1 to 171 code for a protein of 56 amino acids. The transcript has 5 exons.